This is a messenger RNA of Habropoda laboriosa, 3561 nucleotides long. It is a transcript of the gene Toll-6, whose product is annotated as toll-like receptor 6. The record is from RefSeq and is a predicted model, not a curated record. Gene Ontology annotation, cellular component: extracellular matrix. NCBI's taxonomy places the organism in Eukaryota, Metazoa, Arthropoda, Insecta, Hymenoptera, Apidae. Gene Ontology annotation, biological process: signal transduction. Gene Ontology annotation, molecular function: protein binding.
AUGCGUGGGCUCGUCGGUCUCGAACUGAGAUCAUCGUUGUCGUUUUCGUCGUUGUUCGCCUGUUAUUACUAUUUCCUUCUACCUGUGUACCACGUGCUCGCGGUGACCAGUGAACUGCCACCGCGGCUCGAUUUACCGGAGCAUUGUUCAUGGGACUCGCGUCAAGAUGGCACUGUCACGUGUGUCCAUCGUUACAACGUUAAAGACACCCUCAGAACGAACUUUUCUCAGUCGACCAGCGAAUACGUGACCUCGAUGAACGUCGUCUGCGAGGACACCGAGUUGAUCGAGAACGGUGUCCUGAACGUAGACGGUUUCGUUCAGUUGUGGAGAUUGCGAUCGUUGAGGUUGACCGGAUGUAAACUCGUCCAUUGGCCGGCGAAAGUUCUCAGCGGUCUGCGAGAUCUGCGCAAUCUGACGAUCAGAAGCUUGAACGGGCGCAAGGGCAAGUACAGCCUCGAGUUGGACAGCGGAGCGUUCGAUUCUGUCCCGCAGAUCGAGAAGAUUGAUUUAUCAUGGAACAACAUCUGGCAGAUACCGGAACACUUGUUCUGCCCGUUGUCGAAUCUCCUCACGUUGAACGUCUCUUGGAACAUGCUGAAGGAUAUCUCGGAACUAGGUUUCCGAGACAUCGCGGAGAAACAUCCUCGAGCUCGUCAGCAACAAGAAUCCACACCGUCGUCGUUCUCCUGCUCCCUGGACGUGCAAUCUUUGGACCUGUCGAAUAAUCAAAUUUCCGUGCUGCCUGCAUACGGAUUCUCCUCGCUGAAGAGACUUCGCGUCCUCAACUUAUCGAGCAACGCGAUCUCCAUGGUGGCAGACGAGGCGUUACACGGCCUUAGGUCCCUCGAGACGUUCGACCUGUCCGGGAACAGGAUCGUCGCGUUGCCGACGGAGAUGUUCCGUGACGCUGCCAAGUCGUUGAAGGAGUUACGGUUGCAGAACAAUUCCAUCAGCGUGCUGUCGCCUGGACUCGUAGCGGAUAUGAAUCAGCUGGUCGCUUUGGACCUGUCGAGGAACGCUUUGACCAGUUCGUGGUUGAACUCGGCCAUUCAUAAUCGUAUCAGCCAAUUAGAUCCGGCCUUGUUCAAAGAUCUCUACACCCUUCAGAUACUGAAUCUGCAGUACAACGAGAUCGAGACGAUUCCGGCCGACACGUUCGCGCCAAUGAGCAACCUGCACACUCUGGACCUAGCUUACAACAGAUUGACUUAUCUGGACGCGUACUCUUUGAACGGAUUGUUCGCGCUUUCUCUGCUGUCGCUCGAUUCUAAUCAGCUCGAGGGCAUCCAUCCGGACGCCUUUCGAAACUGCUCGAGCAUGCAGGACUUGAAUCUGUCCGGGAACAGUUUGGACGGUAUUCCGGUCGCUCUGAAAGAUAUGAGGAUGCUUCGCACGUUGGACUUGGGCGAGAACCAGAUUAGAAGCUUGAACAGGCCUGGUUUUCGCGGGAUGUCCAACUUGUACGGGUUACGUAUGAUCGGCAACGAGAUCACCAAUGUAACCAUGGAAGAUUUCGCCGAAUUACCAGCUCUGCAGAUACUGAACAUCGCUAGGAAUAAGAUCGAGAUCGUGGAGGACGGUGUGUUUUCAGCGAAUCCGGCGUUACAGGCGAUCCGUUUGGACUCGAAUUUGUUGCAGGACAUGUCCGGUACGUUCGCCAGCGCUCCCGGACUCCUCUGGCUAAACAUGUCCGACAACAUGAUCGCGCAGUUCGAUUACAGUUACCUGCCGGAGAAAUUGCAGUGGAUGGAUCUGCAUAAAAAUCUUAUUAUGGAUCUCGGCGUCGCGCCACAGGGCAUGAGAUUACAGACGCUCGACGUGUCGUUCAACCGGCUAACGAGGAUACACUCGAGGUCGAUCCCAGACUCGAUCGAGCUUCUGUUCGUCAACGAUAAUCUGAUACAGACGGUCGAGCCGCAGACGUUCUUCGACAAGAAGAAUCUGACCAGGGUGGACCUUUACGCGAAUCAGAUCGUCAAGAUGAACCUCUCCGCGUUCCAACUGACCGAGGUGCCUGGUUAUCGACAACUGCCCGAGUUCUACAUAGGUGGUAACCCUUUCAUAUGCGACUGCACCACGGAAUGGUUGCAGAGAAUCAAUUCUUUGUCGCUGAGGCAACAUCCAAGGGUGAUGGACUUGGAGUCUGUCUACUGCAGGCUUCCGUACGAUCGCCACAAGUCUUUCAUCCCGUUGCUGGAGGCGAAACCGUCUCAGUUUCUCUGCACGUACAAGGCGCACUGUUUCGCUCUUUGUCAUUGCUGCGACUUCGACGCGUGCGACUGCGAGAUGACCUGCCCGACGAACUGCACUUGCUAUCACGACCAAUCCUGGUCGGCGAACGUGGUCGACUGCUCCAACUCUGGCUACAAAACCCUACCUGGUCGAUUACCGAUGGACGCGACCGAGGUUUACCUGGACGGGAACAAUUUCGGCGAAUUGAACUCGCAUUCGUUCAUCGGCCGGAAGAACCUGCAGAUCCUGUACGCGAACGAUAGCAACAUCAUCGCCAUUAGGAACCACACUUUCAGCGGGCUGAAACGGUUGCUGGUCCUUCAUCUGGAGAACAACAAGAUAAGCGUGCUGAACGGCGUGGAACUGAUGCCGUUGGAGAACCUGAAGGAGCUCUACCUACAGAACAAUCUACUCGCGUACAUCGAUAACGGCACGUUUCUUCCGCUACGUCAGCUGGAAGUGUUGCGGCUGGAGAACAAUCGGCUAGGAACUUUCGCCGUUUGGCAGCUUGGCCAGAAUCCUUAUCUCGUUGACAUUGGCUUAUCGAGCAACCCGUGGAGCUGCGAAUGCUCCUACCUCGACCGGGUGCGUGAAUGGAUGUCGAGGAACAGGGCGAAGAUCAGCGACUGGAGGAGCGUCACCUGUUCGCUUGGCGUGCCUAUAACUCUUCCGGCGAACGGAUCGGUCAUAAAUUGCGCCGCAUUAACGGGCACGACCUCUGUAAUCGAGACUCGACCGCUCGAGGCUUAUUUGCCGCUACUGCUUGCCACCGCUGUCCUCAUUUUUGCCAUGGUAGCGCUCGUGUGCGGCGCAUUCAGGCACCGACGUACGCUCAGGACAUGGGCAGCUAGUAGAUGUGGCCUGAGAGCGUGUUACAAGACGGCAGCGUUCGAGGAACAAGAGAAACCAUUCGACGCUUACAUCUCUUACUCAGCUGUCGACGAGGCUUUUGUUUCUACCAUUCUGGUCCCAGGUUUGGAGACCUCUUACCGACUGUGCUUGCAUUAUCGUGACCUGGGUGCCGGUAGCAACGUCGCCGACGCCGUUGCGGAAGCAGCGGAUUCCUCCAGGCGUACCAUCCUGGUAUUGUCGAAGAACUUUCUGCACGGAGAGUGGGCCAGGUUCGAGUUUAAAGCGGCCCUGAGGGACGCUCUGAAAGGGAAGGGCCGGUCGGUGAUCCUGCUGCUGGUAGGCGGUGUGUGUCCACGAGAUCUCGACGCCGAUCUCAAAAAGAGAAUCUCGUCGCACACCGUGCUGGUGUGGGGGGACAAGUUGUUUUGGCAGACCCCUGCCAUUGCCGCCGCCGCCGCCGCCCCCGGUGCAGCA